This is a messenger RNA of Onthophagus taurus, 1065 nucleotides long. It is a transcript of the gene Fnta, whose product is annotated as farnesyl transferase alpha. Gene Ontology annotation, cellular component: cytoplasm; CAAX-protein geranylgeranyltransferase complex; protein farnesyltransferase complex. The record is from RefSeq and is a predicted model, not a curated record. NCBI's taxonomy places the organism in Eukaryota, Metazoa, Arthropoda, Insecta, Coleoptera, Scarabaeidae. Gene Ontology annotation, molecular function: protein binding; protein farnesyltransferase activity; CAAX-protein geranylgeranyltransferase activity. Gene Ontology annotation, biological process: protein geranylgeranylation; protein farnesylation.
AAUCGAUCGAAUACGUCAACGUGACAUUUAAACGUCAAACAAAAAAUGAGUGAUUCAAGUGAAGAGGAAGUUGAAACGAUGAAAUUCGUAUUUUAUCGUGAUAGACCUGAAUGGAAAGAUGUAGAACCGAUACCCCAAUAUGACGGGGAAGAUCCCGUUGUAUCAAUAGCGUACUCAGAAGAGUUUGUUGAUGUCUAUAAUUAUUUGAGAGCGAUAAUGAAAAUGGAAGAAAAAUCAGAAAGGGCUUUAGAAUUAACGGAAGACGCUGUUCGUUUGAACCCGGCUAAUUACACGGUUUGGCAGUAUAGAAGGGUGAUUUUAAAAGCUUUAAAUAAAGAUUUAAAAGGGGAAUUGGCAUAUAUUGAAAGGAUAAUAAAAGGGAAUAUGAAAAAUUAUCAAGUAUGGCAUCAUCGAAAGGUUUUAAUUGAAUGGUUAAACGAUGGUUCACAAGAAUUAAAUUUUACAAAAAAGAUUUUGGAAGAGGAUGAAAAAAAUUAUCAUGCUUGGCAACAUAGACAAUGGGCAAUUAAGACUUUUAAUUUAUACGAAAAUGAAUUGGAAUAUAUUGAUUCAUUAUUAGAUACUGAUAUUAGAAAUAACUCAGCUUGGAAUCAACGAUAUUUCAUUGUGAAUAAUACAACUGGUUUUACGGAGGAUGUUUUAAAACGUGAAAUUGCUUAUAGUUUAAACAAAAUUCGGAUUGUUACUGAAAAUGAAAGUGCUUGGAAUUACUUAAGAGGUCUUCUUCUACAUGAUAAAGCUGGUUUAAGUAAAAACGGCGAUGUAGUCACCUUCUGCCAUGAUUUAUAUGCCUCAGGAAAUCGUUCUCCAUUCCUUUUAGCUUUAUUAGUUGAUAUGUAUGAUGAGCAAGUCUCUAAAGAAGCAGGAGAUUGUGCCGUCGCCAUGGAAAAAGGAGUUAGUCUCUGUAAAGAUUUGGCAGAAAAAUACGACACUAUUAGGUGCACGUAUUGGAAUUAUAUGGCAACAAUGAUUGAGAAUAAAUUAAAAAUUAAUGAAGAAACACCAGGGACCAGUGCCAAUUAAUAAAAAUCAUUUUACUUUUUA